This is a messenger RNA of Didymodactylos carnosus, 639 nucleotides long. NCBI's taxonomy places the organism in Eukaryota, Metazoa, Rotifera, Eurotatoria, Philodinida, Philodinidae. The record is from the annotation of a GenBank genome assembly.
AUGAAUCAGCAGUUGCUCGAUCAGUUAGCCACUUCAACUCAACUACAGUUAUCCACAACAAAUUUGAUUGAUAAGCUGUCUUUCACAAUCGAAAAAUUACACUCAGCACUUGAAAAUCAACCGAAAUUCGACGUUCAUCAUCAACAGCAACUUAUCAAUACUCCAUUACCGGCACCUCCGUUAUUACAAAAUAAUUUUGAAUCACAAUUAUGUAUAACCAGAUCUCGUCUACGACAAUCUCAAUCUCAAUCAUCUAUUCCUGUUACUAUCACUGGAUCUAGUGUCGUUAUAGAUUUAGAACCUGGAAAAUUAUCGGCGGGUGAUAAACAAUUUGAUAUAAAAAUUCAUACUAAACCUGGAGCUACAAUAAAACAACUGAUAAAUCUUGUGAACAAUAAUAGAAUUGGUCAACAUUUUAACAACUCAUCUCGUGCUAUUAUUUCAAUUUGCUCAAUCGACAUGAAACAAACAGAUUCAAAAGCGGCAAUUGAUGGAAUUAACCAAUUAGUUCUAGCAAUAAGGCGUAAACAUCAACAUAUUAAGCCUGCAUUUGUGACGAUUCCACUGCAAUUUGAACCACAGUUAAAACCAUCCCUACAACAGCAGCUUAAUCAUGAUAUAGAAGACUUUAAUCGUUAG